AAUGCGCGCAGGCGCCGCAACAGGUGCGAUAGCUGCUCGGCAGCUUGGCCGUCCACCUCUCAAUUUCACCGCGCUGGGCAGGCAUGCCGCGCUUGGCAGCAGCCUGCCCUUACGACAGCAGCACCGUGUUUCGCAGCGUCCGGUCAGUCGGAGAAGCAGCCUGCAGUGCACCGCCUGGGCGGCGCUAGCAGCCGCCUCCUUUGACGGCGCGGGCAGCAGCGGCGUUAGCGUUGGCGUCGAGGCGGCACCGCCGCCGCGGUCACAACAGCAUGGCUUCGCCGCCUUUUUGGCGGGCAUCCGGGCGGUCUUGUUCUACUCCACGACCUUGAUCUUCGCCGCUCCCCUGUUUUGUGUCAUGCUGGCGGUGUACCCGUUUGUGCUCCAAUUUGACAAGUACAGGCGGCGGGCGGAGCAUGCCAUCAAUACGGUGUGGGCUAAGCUUACGACCAUGCUGUACUACCCGGUGCAAAUCGAGGGGCUAGAGAACCUGCCACCCAUCAAUCAGCCCGCGGUGUACGUUUCCAACCAUCAGAGCUUCCUGGACAUUUACACGCUCUUCCACCUGCACCGCGACUUCAAAUUUAUCUCCAAAACCUCCAACUUCCUCAUCCCCAUCAUCGGAUGGAGCAUGUUCCUUACGGGGCAUGUGAUGAUCAACCGCGUGGACCGCCGCAGCCAGUUGGAGUGCCUGAAGCAGUGCGGCGAGCUGCUGAAGCAGGGCGCCUCGGUGCUGUUCUUCCCCGAAGGCACACGCAGCAAGGACGGCCGAUUGCAUGCCUUCAAGAAGGGGGCCUUCUCUGUGGCUGCCAAGGCCAAGGUGCCCGUGGUGCCCAUCACGCUGAUCGGCACUGGAGACUUGAUGCCCAAUGCGCGCGAGUACCUGCUGUUCCCGGGCAAAGUCAGGGUGGUGAUCCACCCAGCCGUGGCGCCCAAGGAUGCUGACAGCAUGGCCGCUGAGUCGUAUGCAGCCAUUGCCAGCUCGCUGCCGCCAGAGCUUGUAGCACCGCUGUACGAGGAGUGAAAGAGCAAGCUUGACCGGUACUGCUUUUGAAAUGCAAACAUGAGUGGGUGGCUGAUGCUUAAUUCGGCAAGCACUAUUGUACACCCAACACCUUGUCUGGCUAAAACAAGCAAAGAAUUC
Molecule: messenger RNA, 1141 nt
Organism: Chlorella variabilis
Lineage: Eukaryota; Viridiplantae; Chlorophyta; Trebouxiophyceae; Chlorellales; Chlorellaceae
Exons: 6
Coding region: 2-1021 (339 amino acids)
Biological process (GO): phosphatidic acid biosynthetic process
Cellular component (GO): membrane
Molecular function (GO): 1-acylglycerol-3-phosphate O-acyltransferase activity
Source: RefSeq, a predicted model, not a curated record